This is a messenger RNA of Perca fluviatilis (European perch), 1850 nucleotides long. RefSeq lists its product as uncharacterized. NCBI's taxonomy places the organism in Eukaryota, Metazoa, Chordata, Actinopteri, Perciformes, Percidae. The transcript has 5 exons. The record is from RefSeq and is a predicted model, not a curated record. The coding region runs from base 128 to 1099 and encodes 323 amino acids.
CCCUUACGUAGCUCCAAAGAAACUCAGCGUGGAGUCUCCACACAACCAGAACUCAAGAUUUAAGGCGCGGCCAUUUGAAAUAUCAGAGAGGACAGCUUCAGUUCUUUCAUUUCAUUCAUAACUAACAAUGGCUGAUCCUGAACUGCAGAGACAAGAAGAAUUGCUGCAACAGGCAGAGUCUUUCAGAUAUAAUGCUCACACGAUGAUCAAUGACAUGGAGUUGAUGAGUACAAGAAAUACUAGCUGGUUAGUGGAUGAGGUUCUUCACAGCAUCUUCUUUUUGGGAAAGAUCAACAAGCCGCCAUUUACCCCAAAACAGAUUCUGAGUGAUGAUGUUGAAGUGAUAAGUCACUUUAAGAACAAAUACCCUCGGCCUUUUGACCUCUAUUCCUCUAAGGAACCCAGGAGCAUUCCAGUACCCAGGCGGGGUCCAUUUUCAUGUUUCCUCGACAUGGUGGUCCACCUGACUGGACAAGACAACAAAGAAGAAAUCAUACAGGAGCUGCAACAGUUCAUCGGUACACUGAAGGGGAGUGUUAAUGAAAAGCCUCUGGUCUCCAGAACCAUCUGUGUCUCUCAGAGUAGAAGCCCAGGUUCAGUCAGGUACUACGGAGUCUCCAUGUCCGCUAAUGCUGCUAGACGCAAGAAAGUCCUGAUUGGUGCUUCCUGUCUCAGGAAGUGGGAUAGUUAUGUAGCUGACGCAGUGAUGACCUUCUAUCCAGAGAGAGGUACUGAGGGAUUUGCCAGAAAGACAUAUUUCGAUGGAACCAUCCAAGUUCCAGAGCAGCAUGUCCGGUGCGAAACGUUUGAUCUUUAUAACGGAGAAGUUAAGCCUCCUUGUAAAUCAUGUCAUGAGUUGUUUGGUUUGACAGGACAUACAGGAAGGGUAAACCCCUAUGGCAACUGUGCCGAAGCUGAAAGUCUGAGCAACUUGUUUCAAGGUGAUAAAGCAGUUAGAAGAAAAGUACUACCACCACCUGGUGGUGACAGAGCGAGGGCUGAAAGAACCGUCAAUGAUACGGUUAGAUCUUUGGUGCGCUCCUUUAAGGCAUUUAAUAAAUGGACAGGUGGAGAAGGUGGUUUCUACACCCCACAGUAAGCCAGAUCUUAAAAAUAGAAAGACUGAAUCAGGGCAGGGAUGAUGUUCUUUAGUCCUGAUUUCAUUCUUUCCCGAUACAGGAGUGUGAUUUUCAUUUAUUGUGAUUCGAUAGGAGUAUUGGGAUUUUCUUUUCCUUCUUUAACAAAAACUAGAAUUUAAUAAAAUGCUUGUAGAGACAAUAUAUCAUCUGAUGUUGAUUUGCUUUGUAGAGAAGAACAUGACAUGGAUCUUCUGCUUUUCGCUUAUGUUUUUGUCACCCGUAGAUUGAAUAUGAAAUAUUGAUGAGUAAACUUCAUACGGUCCUUUAUUACACAGUGAAGAUGAUUCUUGAUCAUAAAGCAGAGCUCAGUGUAGAACUGGUUACUGAAUGUGGAGGUCAUGUGAUCCCAGCUGUUAAUAUAUCCUGCUAAUGCUCCAGCUACUUACUACCAUAACAAUAAAGAUAUGAAUGCAUUCAUGGAAAACAUAGUAAACCAAAUGUGUCACCAACACAUCACUUCCUACUGAACUCUGACUAACAAGAUGAUGAUAUUAAUAAUAAUCCUUUCAUGUGUCUCUGUGUGUGUCCUAUCUGAAGCUGAUGUUCUUCUCUCUGAUUCUGGCUGUUCUCAGUUUUAUCUUCAUGGUUCAAGUCUUAUUAGAGUCCCUUCACAUCAAAUCAAAUGUGUCAACUGUUUGAGUAAAGCAUGCAGAAUAUAUAAACCAUAAAUAUAUCAUGUUGUUUACAAUAAAAUGAUGGUGAUGAAAACUC